Messenger RNA from Capronia coronata CBS 617.96, 570 nucleotides. RefSeq names its product DOPA 4,5-dioxygenase. The record is from RefSeq and is a predicted model, not a curated record. The coding region runs from base 1 to 570 and encodes 189 amino acids. NCBI's taxonomy places the organism in Eukaryota, Fungi, Ascomycota, Eurotiomycetes, Chaetothyriales, Herpotrichiellaceae. The transcript is spliced from 2 exons.
AUGUCAGAUACGUUUCUGUACAAAUAUCCGUCGCCGUUGGAGGGCUAUGCGAACCUCCCGCCGCUUCCCAAUGAGUUGAGCGAGGAUGGCAAAUCUCUCAAAAAUCCCGAAACAGGCGUCCUCAGCGAGGCGUAUCAACGGUUCACUUCGGGCGUCACUAAUGGACGUAGAGGAGGAUUCGACAUUCAUAUCUACUACCACACCAGGAAUGCGGAGCAGACCGAAUUUGCAAGAGCACUAUGGGAGAGGAUCCGCAGAGAGUUUCCUGAAUUGAGAAUAUACCGUUUCUGGGACCACCCUGUGGGACCGCACACCAUUGCCAUGUUCGAGGUCAAUGUCUUCACACCGGCGCAGUUUGGGGCCUUCAUACCUUGGCUGGUUAUCAAUCGGGGACCUCUCUCCGCUCUCGUCCACCCCAACACUGAUGAUGGUGAUGAACUGAGGGCCCAUAGCCAGAGAGCAACGUGGCUGGGGGAGCGAGUCCCGCUUGAUUUGGGCUAUCUCUAUGCGGAGAAACUCGAGCAUGAGAAGAAUAGGGAGCAAGGAAGCCAGAGUAGCGACUCGAAGUGA